UUCUCUGUUAUUUCCUUACUUUCAAAGCUAAAAACCAACAAUCGGUAUCUAGAGCCAUUUUAUUGUGGGAUUUGUGAGUGAGAUGAAUUCUAAAAACAACUUUUCCUAAAUAGCUUCUCCUGUCUUUGAUAGUGAGAAUUACCAACUUUGGACAGUAAAAAUGGAGACUUAUCUUGAGGCUGUAGAUCUUUGGAAGGCUGUAGAGAAGGGUUAUGUUGUUCUUCCGCUGCCCAAUAAUCUCAAGGCAGCCCAGAUCAAAAGCCAUAAGGAAAAGAAAAUCAUAAAAUCAAAGGCAAAAACAACUUUGCUAGUGUGUGUCCCAACAAUUUUCACGAAAACUAUGACCUUUAAAUCAACAAAAGAAAUUUGGAAUUAUCUAAAGGAACAAUGUAUAGGAGAUGAAAGAAUACGAGGUAUGAAGGUGUUGAAUCUAAUAAGGGAUUCAAAUUGCAAAAGAUGAAGAAUCUGAGACCGUCAAAGAGUACUUAGACCGACUUCUUGACAUUGUUAAUAAGGUACGAUUGCUUGGCACAAAAUUUAAAGAUUCAAGAAUUGUUGAAAAAAUUCUUGCCUGAAGGAUACGAAGUAUCAAUAACUACCUUGGAAAACAUAAAAGACUUGUCCAAAGAUUACCUUGGUUGAUAAUAAAAUCAACCCACAACACGGAAACAAGAUACAAAACACGAGAGAAACCGAGGACCCAAGGAUACCAAGUCUCGGUCAAUCAACAAUAACACAAGAGUGACGAAAGAACAAGGUGUAUUUCACACCAAAACAACAACAACAAGAGAUGAGCAACAAGAUGACAAGGAACAACAACAACAAAACGGAAACAAACCAACAGAUUCACUAAACAAAAAACAAACACUUCAAACGAUUACAAGGAGAUAAAGAUAGGUAGUGAGACAUAAACUCCUACAAGAACUAAGAACCUAAGUGUAUCUCAAACACUAAGACCCUUAACUAAUGUAAAAGCAACACCAACACUAUUACAUGACACAAAAGGGCGUCCACCACUCAAGCACCAACGUUUCUAGCUAAGUUUUGCAUCUCAAGUGAUUCCGCACGUGAAUUAUCCCUCAUUUCAGUUUUGACUUUUCCAAGCCCUACAACGAAGGUGUUACACUCUCUCAAAAAGAGAAGGAUGUUUCAAGUUUUUCUUUCUACAACAUUCAACAACUAAAGCUAAAAUGACUUAACAAUAGUCUAUUUAUAGACUUAUUACAAAACAAAGUGAAAGGUCCAAAAAGCCCUUAAUGAAGGGGCAAAAGGGCGCCCUUGGAGUGCAUGUAGGGGCGGCUUUGGAGUGUUCUGAAGCCCUUUUCACACUUCAACUUGUACACUCCCUCGACCUGAUUUAAUGCAUACUCAUGUACGUCCAUCUUCAUGAUCGUGCCCGUAUCAUUGACAGAAUUGUUAAAUACAUUGUAGGCACAAGAGCAAAAGAGGUGUUAGAAUAUGAGUAGGAAUAGGAAUAGCAUAUAAAAUCCUAUUAGGAAAAAGAUUGUAACGUAGUAUCCUAUUAGGAAAGGGAUUGUAACGUAGUAUCCUAUUAGGAAAAAGAUUGGAAUGUAGUGUCUAUAAAUAGGGCCUCAAUGUAAUAAUGUAGUUACAACAAUUCAAUAAUAUUUUUCUCUUAUAUUUCUCACCUGGUAUCAGAGCUUCCACGAUCUUAGUAAAGAAUCAAAGAGUUUCCGCCGUCGGCGGGCGGCUAUAAUCCAUAUAUGCCGCCUAUCUGGCCAAUGAUUAUGUUAGCAAAAGUUGGGUCACUGACUCACUGUGUAUCUUUCUAGUGACUAUUUUCUCAUAUCUUUGCGUAGCACCAUGCUUCUGUCCGGUGACUACUUUUUCAUAUCUAUUUUUCUUAGCACCGUACUUCUUUUUGGUGACUAUUUUCUCAUAUCUGAUUUGCGUAGCACCGUGCAUCUUUCCGGACUACUGUCUCAUAUUUGAGUUGCAUAGCACCAUGCAUCUUUCUGGUGACUCCUCAGAUUUAAUUUACAUAGUUUCGUACGUUUUUCCGGUGACUCCUCGGAUUUUUUUCAAUAAGGUCGUGCCAUCAUUCCGACCCUGUUCAUAUAAUUUAUCUUUUUCAGUAGGAUCGUGCCGUUAUUCUGACCCUACUCAUAUAAUUUCUAUUUCUCAAUAGAGUCGUGCCAUCAUUACGACCCUACACAUAUUUCUCUUUUUCAGUAGGGUCGUGUCAUCAUUCCGACCCUCCUCAUAUACUUUUUUUUUCCUCAGAUUGUAGUCACUUUUCAGCCAUCAAGUUUAAUUAUUCGACCUGUGAGCAUGUUUCGGCUAAGUUUCCGGUGACUUUUAUGUUCAAGAUCUCUUUGUCUCUUGAUUUUGAGAUGACCCGUAUAUUUUAUACCAGUUUUCGGCAAUUUUCCAGCGACACAUCGACUUUACGGCAAUAUUUACUACUUUUCGGAUCAUUUUUUCAGUUUGUUCCGUUUCAAUUGAGGUCUCCCAGACGUCCAAAGCAGUCCUUAUCAAUUUUCUUGCAGAUAUCUUCACUAAGUCCCUCACCGAUUCUCAUAUUAGUUACAUCCAUAACAAGCUUGGUACAUAUGUCUUCUAUGCACCAGCUUGAGGGAGAGUGUUAGAAUAUGGGUAGGAAUAGGAAUAGCAUAUAGAACCCUAUUAGGAAAAAAUGUUGUAUCCUAUUAGGAAAAGGAUUGUAACGUAGUAUCCUGUUAGGAAAAGGAUUGGAAUGUAGUGUCAUAAAUAGGGCCUCAAUAUAAUAAUGUAGUUACAACAAUUCAAUAGUCUUUUUCUCUUAUAUUUCUCACGGGAGGCUCAUGAGGCAGGAUGAUAUGGUUGAAGAAGCUUUGGCAGCCAACCACUAGACUCAAAGCAAAGGUAAUAAUUCCAGAAUAAAUUACCCACCUUACCAGCACUGUGGCAAAAUAGGUCAUCCUCUAUUUAAAUGUUGGGAGAGACCAGAUGUACAAUGCAAGAUCUGCAAUCAACUUGGUCAUGAAGUUGUGAUUUGCAAAAGCAAAUUGCAGAAAUAUGAAGUAGAUGCCCAAGUCACCAAAGAAGAAAAAGAAGAUUACUUAUUUGUGGCAAUAUAUGUUUCAACCUAGAAAUUUGAUUUUUGGAUGAUUGACACAUUGGUUGUACAAACCACAUGACAUAUGAAAAAACUCUCUUUAAAGAGUUUCUGCCUUUGGAAAAUAAGAAAGUCAGAAUCGGAAAUGGUGACUGUUACUGCAGAAGGUAAAAGGAAUGUUGCAAUCAAAGCAAUUUCAGUGGAACCUGCUCCAGGAGCUGAUGAUGAAGGACUUGAGGUUGCUAAGCAGUGUCUAUCAGAGGCUUUUAAGAUUGGUCCUUCAUCUUAUGCCUCAAGUUCAGAUUCAUUAGUGGACAUAUUCAGUUCACGAGAAGCAAUUGACCAAAGCCAAAUAAAUGUAGAUCGUACUCAUGAUAUAUCUCUGCCAGAUGCUCCUUGUACAUCUUCAGGACAAAAGGCCGCAGAUGGGACAAAAGAAGCUCAGACGUUUGGUAUAUCCAAAGAUGAGCUCUUUGGGCAAUUUUUUGACGCUCUUGAAAAAGCUCACUAUUUCGGAAGCUUGCCAGAUGGAAAAGACGAUCAGGCUCAGCUGGAUAGAGCAUCAAGAAUAUUUCACACUGCUUUGGAGGAGAUGCAAAAAUCUGGAUGUGCUAUGUUCGACCGAAACAACCUUGCUGAGAUCUUAAAAUCUCAAGGUAAUAAAGCAAUGCAGUCAAAACUUUACCCUGAUGCUAUUGAGCUGUAUUCUUUUGCAACUGCACUUUGUGAAGAUAAUGCGGUUUACUAUUGCAACAGGGCAGCUGCUUUAACCCAGAUCCACCAUUAUGAAGCAGCAGUUCAAGACUGCCUAAAAUCUAUUGCAGUAAACCCCAAUUAUAGCAAGGCUUAUAGUAGAUUGGGAUUUGCCUAUUAUGCUCAAGGAAAGUACCGUGAUGCGAUAGAUAAGGGAUUCACAAAAGCAUUGCUGUUGGAUCCUAAUAGUGAUUCUGUCAAGGAAAAUAUACGGGUAGCAGAACAAAAGUUGAAAGAAGAGCAACAGAAGAGGGAGAAUGAUCAGAGCUCAGCCUCUUCAAGUCAUGGACAAGCCUCAAAUCACCAGCCUGCUGGGGCACCUAGAACUCAUGCCAUGCCUCCGCCAUUUGCAUCAAUGUCAUUUGAUGGCAAUGGUAUUCCUGAUUUGUCUAACGAGCUUAUGAACAUGACAAGAGAUGCAUUCCAAGGGCAGCAUGGUUCAAAUGGGCCAGAUGGAAGCAGCAACGCUGACUCAAACGACGAGCCCGUUAUAAGGAUAAGCAGGAGCGUAAAUCUCGGUUUUGGUGACCAGAUGCCUGAGGAAUUGACUGGGACCUUGAGGUCUGUUAUGGAGAUGUUUUCAGGAGCACAACCUCCUGGGAAUCCUCAGGAUAACAUGAAUGGAAGGUCAACACCGAAUUGAGGCAUUUAUGUUGGAGAGCCUCAUUCUUGAGUUGAUCAACAUCUCCAUCCUUUUACAUAUACCUUUUCAGUGAACUGUACUCUUGCAUUUGAAUUGAUUAUUUUCCCUUCAACUAGAUUUGUAAAUUGAAGAUCUAAAACUAAGGUUUGCAGUGUGAUCUUAGGUGCUUCGCUGAUGCU
Messenger RNA from Capsicum annuum, 4633 nucleotides. RefSeq names its product small glutamine-rich tetratricopeptide repeat-containing protein alpha. The record is from RefSeq and is a predicted model, not a curated record. Lineage: Eukaryota; Viridiplantae; Streptophyta; Magnoliopsida; Solanales; Solanaceae. Gene Ontology annotation, molecular function: molecular adaptor activity; protein binding. Gene Ontology annotation, cellular component: TRC complex; membrane. Gene Ontology annotation, biological process: post-translational protein targeting to endoplasmic reticulum membrane. The transcript is spliced from 10 exons. The coding region runs from base 3144 to 4454 and encodes 436 amino acids.